AGAAGAGGAAGUGGAGGAGGAGAAGUAGAGAAGGGAAGCAAAGCAGAGAAGAGGAAGAGAUGACGCAUUUCCCCCCCUCAAUCUCUACCCCCGAAAUUUCUGAUAUUUAGUUUUAAGUCCCUCCUUUCGCCUCUCUUUCUUAGGGUUGUCGAGCUCGUGGGCUAGUUCUCCAGCUCCUGUGACCCGAGCUAGUUAGGGUUAGGGUUUUUCUCCUUCGAAAUGCGCUGCCCGUCGGCGAUGGAACGCCGCCGGGGGAUCAUCGCUGCAGGUACUCUAGUCUCCGCCCUCCUUUUCCUCGUCGCCGCGGCGGCGGAUGACGCGCGCGCCGCCGAGAGGCAGGCUCUUCUCCAGUUCAAGGCUGCCGUCUUCUCCGACCCCGCCGGAUUCCUCCGCGGAUGGUCCGACGCAGCCCCCGGCUCCGACACUUGCUCCUGGCCCGGCGUCUCCUGCGACGCGGGAUCCAGGGUAGUGGGGCUCAAUAUAUCGGCCAAAGGUGGCGCCUUUUUCCCUUCUUGCGGCCGGUCGGGACCGCUGUGGAAGAGUUGCCCGGAUCUCGCACGGAGGAUGGCCGGAAAGCUGAGCCCCGCACUUGGGAAGUUGGUGGAGUUGAGGGUUCUUUCGCUACCUUUCCAUGGCUUUGAUGGCGAGAUACCCGGUGAGAUCUGGGAGCUGGAGAACUUGGAAGUCCUCGAUCUCGAGGGGAACUCGCUGUCCGGCUACCUUCCCUCCCGCUUCAUGCGCGGCUUGCGUGUGCUCAAUCUGGCCUCCAAUCUGCUCCAAGGUGAGAUUCCACUCUCGCUCUCAAGCUGCACGCAUUUAGAAACCCUAGACCUCUCCGGAAACCUGCUCAACGGCACGAUCCCUGGGUUUCUUGGUGACUUUCCCAAGCUGAGAGAGCUAUCUCUGUCUUUUAACCGGUUCACCGGUGCGAUUCCUGAUGAGCUCGGAGCUGGUUGCCGGAGUCUGGAGCAUCUUGACCUGUCGGCAAAUCUUCUAGUUGGUAGCAUUCCUGGUGGCUUGGGGAAUUGCAGUGAGCUUCGGUCCCUGUUGCUAUUUUCCAAUUUGUUAGAUGACGUUAUUCCUUCAGACCUUGGCCGCUUGAAAAAGCUUCAAGUUUUGGACGUUUCAAGGAACAGCUUGAGUGGCUCCGUACCUGUGGAGCUUGGAGGCUGUGUCGAAUUAUCUAUUCUUGUUCUUUCAAAUCCAUACUAUCCGAUGACCACUUUUGAUAACUCGAGCUAUGCUGAUAUCGAUGAUUUCAACUAUUUUCAAGGUGGAAUUUCUGAGAGCAUUACAACCCUGUUAAAGCUUAGGAUCCUCUGGGCCCCAAGGGCGACGCUGGAAGGUGAGAUUCCCGGCAGUUGGGGUACUUGUGAGAGCUUAGAAAUGGUUAACUUAGGUGAAAAUAUCCUCACCGGGCGGAUCCCGAAAGUGUUUGGGCAGUGCCAGAAUCUUAAAGUUUUUAACUUGAGCUCGAACAAGUUGAGUGGCUGGCUGAGUGAGGAGCUUCCUGUUCCUUGCAUGGAUAUGUUUGAUAUUAGUGGGAAUCAGUUAUCUGGCUCCAUUCCGAAGUUUAUCCCAAAAGCAUGCUCUUCAUCCCAGUUCCUGCUUGAUGAUCUGUUCUCUGCAUACUUUUUGUACUUUUCAUAUGGGAGUCAAGCUGGAAUCUCCUUGCUUACGAAUGAAUUCGAUGGUGAAAUUACAGUUUAUCAUAAUUUUGGCGGGAACAAUUUUACCGGUAAUCUGGCAUCUCUACCACUUCAAGCCGACAAGUUGGGAAAGCCAAUGGUUUAUGCCUUUCUGGCUGACGAUAAUAAUCUUGUCGGGACGUUAGCAGAUGUUCUUUUCAAUACAUGCAAGGACUUGGAUGGAUUGAUCAUUGACUUCAGCAACAACUUCAUUUCUGGCGCAAUUCCAACAGAAAUUGGGUCCAUGUGCAAAUCUCUUGUAGUGUUUGAUGUUGCUGAGAACCAAAUUACAGGUGUGAUUCCUCAGAGUAUUGGGUUAUUGAACAGUCUUGUUGGAUUGGACUUGAGCAGGAACCAUAUUCAGGGCAAUAUGCCAGCGAGUUUGGAGAAUUUGAAACAUUUGGAGGAUCUGUCCUUGGCCAAUAACAACCUCAGUGGUUUCAUCCCUGCUGGCUUGGGUCAGUUGCAUGCUCUCAAGGUGCUGGAUCUUUCUUCCAACUCUCUCUCAGGAGAGAUUCCUAGUGGUCUUGCCAAUUUUAAGAGUCUCACUGUCCUUCUUCUUGAUAAUAAUAAACUUUCUGGAAAUAUUCCUUCUGGUUUUGCUAACAUAACAUCGCUCUCGGUGUUUAAUGUGUCAUUCAAUAAUUUGUCGGGGCCAUUACCUUUAAAUGCUAGCACCAUUCAAUGUGAUAGUGUUCUUGGAAACCCUUUGCUCCAGUCUUGUCAUGUAUCUUCUCUCUCUGUUCCGCCAUCUGACAAUCAGGGGCAUUCUGGGGAUUCACAAGCAUCUAAUGAUUCACCACCUGGAAGCCCACCAAGUGAUAGUAGCAAUAGAGGGUUCAAUUCUAUUGAGAUUGCUUCAAUAGCGUCAGCAGCAGCCAUUGUUUCAGUCCUUUUAGCGCUGAUUGCCCUCUACAUAUACACCAGAAAAUGUGCACCAAGAUUUGCAGGUCAGUCUUCGAGAAGAAGAGAAGUCGUGAUUUUCACAGAAAUCGGGGUUCCUAUAACUUAUGAGAGUGUUGUGCGAGCCACUGGGAAUUUUAAUACAAGCAACUGCAUUGGAAGUGGAGGUUUUGGAGCCACGUACAAGGCUGAGAUUUCACCUGGAGUUGUGGUGGCUAUUAAAAGACUCUCAGUAGGGAAGCUCCAAGGUAUUCAGCAGUUCCAUGCAGAGAUCAAAACCCUUGGGAGGUGGCGCCACCCAAAUCUUGUUACUUUGAUAGGCUAUCAUGUCAGUGAGGCAGAGAUGUUUCUCAUAUAUAAUUAUUUGCCUGGAGGAAAUCUUGAGAGAUUUAUACAGGAGAGGGCUAAGAGACCUGUUGAUUGGAGGAUGCUUCAUAAAAUUGCUUUAGACAUUGCAUGUGCACUUGCUUACCUGCAUGACCAUUGCAUACCUCGUAUCCUACAUCGGGAUGUUAAGCCAAGCAACAUUUUAUUGGACAAUGAUUAUAAUGGUUAUCUCUCGGAUUUUGGUUUGGCAAGGCUUCUUGGGAAUUCUGAAACCCAUGCAACUACUGGUGUUGCUGGGACAUUUGGAUAUGUUGCCCCAGAGUAUGCUAUGACUUGUCGUGUUUCUGAUAAGGCUGACGUAUACAGCUAUGGUGUAGUGCUGAUGGAGUUGAUUUCAGAUAAGAAAGCCUUGGAUCCCUCAUUCUCUCCUUAUGGAAAUGGUUUCAAUAUUGUUGCAUGGGCAUGCAUGCUGCUUCGCCAGGGCCGGGCUCGUGAGUUUUUCACUGAGGGGCUGUGGGAUGUAGCUCCACAUGAUGAUUUGGUAGAAACGUUGCACUUAGCUGUCAUGUGUACUGUUGAUACACUUUCAACCAGGCCCUCAAUGAAGCAAGUUGUACUACGGCUAAAGCAGCUUCAACCCCCAAACUGCUAGCAUCAAUAUCACAAGAAUUAUUAACCCAUUCAUCCUUGGAAAGGGUAAAAUGAGUUGUAAUUUGUAUUUUAUUUAGUCAAUUUUUCUGAUCACCCCUUAGACUUGAUUCUUAGUUGUAGUCAUUGUCUUUAUAUUAUAGAACAUCUUCUUUUACCCCAUGUCUCUCUCUGGGGUGGCUUACUUACUGAUGUAUCUGCAAAGGAAAGAAAAUGCAGAUGUAUCUUAACCAGAUCAGCUUAAAAAUAUGUCUUUACAUGUAUUUAUGUAAAUUUUAUUCCAUUUAGACUUGUAUUUGUCAUUUGAACUUCUGAGUAGUUUUCGAAGAUUAUGAUUGAUUCCUUUUGUAGAA
Messenger RNA from Phoenix dactylifera (date palm), 3919 nucleotides. RefSeq names its product LRR receptor-like serine/threonine-protein kinase RPK2. Gene Ontology annotation, molecular function: protein kinase activity; ATP binding; protein binding. Gene Ontology annotation, biological process: protein phosphorylation. The record is from RefSeq and is a predicted model, not a curated record. NCBI's taxonomy places the organism in Eukaryota, Viridiplantae, Streptophyta, Magnoliopsida, Arecales, Arecaceae.